Messenger RNA from Acipenser ruthenus (sterlet), 2121 nucleotides. RefSeq names its product C-type lectin domain family 10 member A-like. The transcript has 9 exons. The coding region runs from base 138 to 1028 and encodes 296 amino acids. The record is from RefSeq and is a predicted model, not a curated record. NCBI's taxonomy places the organism in Eukaryota, Metazoa, Chordata, Actinopteri, Acipenseriformes, Acipenseridae.
CCGUCGCACGCUGUCUUUUUCGGACGCUUCAUAACGAGGCUUUAGAUCUGAUAGCGAGCGUCGUGCUCUUUUAAUACCUCAUAAACCCGAGAAUAAAAUAUAUACAGACAGGCUAUCAAACUAAGCGCUGUGAUUUAAUGCAGACUGUGUCCUCCAUGGCAAACGAAUUCCGCGACGACUUCAUCCAGCCUUUGGAGGUGGAUGAAGAGAAGGCAUUUUGGAAAAACGGUAUGAUGAGUUACAUACGACCUGCAUACACCAGCAACAAGUCUUCCCGGCUGCUGUACAUAGUGACGGGGAUCUGUGCUGCAUUGCUAUUGGCCAUCAUCAUCGUCGUGUCUGUCAACAACACGAACGUAGGCAGGAAGUUAAUUGCGUUGGAAGAAAACGCUGCCAACCUCAGUGCUUCAGUGUUCUCAGAAUUGCACGAAUCGAAAGCCGUCGACACGGACGUGCAAGCAGAGAUCAAGAAACUGCAAGCAUCGAUCAUGAAUGCAGAGUCUCAGCUGAGCUUCGUUGGGAAGGCAGCGAAGGUAAUGGAUGAGCUGGAGAGUCUCAAGUCGACUCUGUUUCUACUCAAAUGCAACCUGGACAACUUGAUGAAUAACAUCACAGCAUCACCAACGAAAGCCUGCUGUCCAGAUGGCUGGGUCUACCACUCGAUGAGUUGCUAUUACUUCUCCACCAAUGGCAUGGAGUGGCAUGCAGCCAGAGAUGACUGCAACUCGAAGCAAGCCAUGCUAGCAGUGAUCAACGAGCGGAGCGAAUGGGAAUUUCUCAUCAGCAGAACCGUCCCGACUUACUACUGGAUCGGGCUGACGGAUGAACGGACCGGGCAUUGGGAGUGGGUCGACGGGACACCCUACACAGUGGAUCCCAAAGAGUGGAUGCCGGGACAGCCUGACGACUGGAAGAACCACGGUAUGGGCGGAGGGGAGGACUGCGCGCAUCUCCAUCGCAACGGGAAAUACAACGACGACCACUGCACCAGGUUGUACCGGUUCGUCUGCGAGAAGAAACUGGGCUAGAGAGCAAACCCUGCCUGCCUGCCUGCCUGCCUGCCGUUCAACGCAACCGAACCAACCCUGCGUAUUGCCUCGACUCGAAUGGAACGCAGCAAAGUGAUGACGCUGCAGUGGUGGGCGUGUCAGUGGGAGGAGACAGCGCUUCGCUUUAACCCAUUAACGGCACAUGAGGACAAACUGCUUUGUAAUUUCUUUCUGAGAAUUUUUUUUUUUUUUAAACUGUCCUCAUCGUCAGUUGUUAGUCGAAUUUGCUCUGUUACACUAUAUAUACAGGUACUGGACAAAAAAAAACAAAUGGAAACGCCAAUGUAAAAUCAUUAACAGGGCGCUGUGCCUCUAUGCUAUCCUGCUCUGUGGAGCUCUCGCCGGACUGUUUUUUUUAAUGAAACUGGCCGCUCGCUUCCCGGGUUGAAAUUUGCAGUCGCUUGAUCUGCAGUUGCUCGCCUGUUUUUUUGCCUUCCGCUUUGAAUUAACGCGCGGAUGUCACGGUCCUGGAGUGUGCGCUUCCGCCCGCAGUUGCCCUUCGCUGAUGACGUCAUCCCCUCGGAGUUCCACGCCGACGUCACCUUAGACACCGCCGCUCGUGAAACAUCAGCAAGUUGCGCUGUCUUGGUCACUGAAGCUCCUGCCAAACGCACCCCGACAAUCACCCCUCUUUCAGAGUCGCCGAGGUCUCCUCUUGCAGCCAUGCUAGCCAGAAUUAUAGGCAACCAGGCCUGUCCAGCAUUUUUAUACCUGACCCAAAAGCAUGCUGGGAUGUCAUGUGCUUAAUUAACGCCACACCUGUGUGGAAGCCCCUGCUUUCAAUAUGCUUGGUGUCCCUCAUAUACCCAUUUUUUUGUCCACUACCUGUUAUAUAUAUAUAUAUAUAUAUAUAUAUAUAUAUAUAUAUAUAUAUAUAUAUAUAUAUAUAUAUAUAUAUAUCGCUAUGAUAACUUAACUCUAAUUGUGUUAACCUGCAAAAAGUCAAAUUAGUGUACAUAAAUAAAUGAGGCAACCUGAUAUCGCUGUUAUAGCUGGUCAGAAUUCAUUAACAGAACUACCCAAUCCUUUUUUCCGAUUAACUUCAAUAAAAUACAAAUCUUAUCUUUCGUCA